CGACCGCAAUUGGAGAGCAACUGUAAUCUGCAGUGGUAAUCUGUCAACUAAUCUAUACUCACUCUGCGGAAGGUGUACGAUUGCCCAAGGUCUCUCCCUGUCUCUCCCUUGCCCGGAGCCCAGCGACGACUUUUGUCGGCAAAACAAUUAGCUCACUAUGGCGAGCGAAGUUGGCGAUGCACAACAACAACCCGGUUGGGAUCAUGAUAGCACAGAAGAUGGGCCGGAUGGGCUCCAGUCCACCGAACAGCAUAGCGACAGCAAUGUUCAAAAUCAACAGCUUCAAGCUACCUCUGUUGCACACGGUGACUCCGAAGAUGCUGCAGAAUAUGAUCCAGACUCCGUACCCCUUGCCAUCACAAGCCCCAAGGCUAAAGCACUGAAGCCAUCCCCCCAACCUGCUGCUGCCAAGAAGCGAAAGACUGCUGGGGGCUUCCUAGUGGGAGACUCUGAUGACUCCGAGGAUGAGAAUCCUCCAGCUGCUGCCGCCGAAAUGCCUGAUCUCAAACCCAAGCCCGAAUCAUCUCCUGUCCCUCAAAAUCUUAAUGGUGGUGCGCAGGUGUCAGAGUCUAGUUCAGGGCCGGGUGCCCAGUCUCAUGGUUCGAAUCAGAGUCAUCCCAGUGUCGUGCCUCCUGUGUUGUCCCAUGAUCCUAUCGCGUUGCUAGAACUUCGUGUCAAGGAAGAUCCAAGAGGCGCUAUGGACUCUUGGCUGUCCCUGAUUGCCGCGUAUCGGCAACGAAACAACAUUGAGCAGUGUCGCGAUGUAUUCGAACGCUUCUUAGCAGUCUUCCCUCAUGCAGCCGAAGUCUGGGUUCAGUAUGCGGAUAUGGAGCUCGGUCAAGGGAAUUUCGUGGAGGCAGAGGCUAUCUUUGGCAAGUCGUUGAUGUCGGUUCCAAAUGUCCAGCUGUGGACUGUUUAUCUUGACUACAUCCGCCGGAGAAACGACUUGAACGAUUCUAGUGGCCGAGCGCGACAGGUCGUCACCCAGGCCUAUGACUUCGUCAUCGACAACGUCGGCCUUGACAAGGAUGCCAGCAAGAUAUGGAGCGACUAUAUCCAGUUCAUUCGUCUUGCCCCUGGCGUCGUAGGUGGCUCAGCCUGGCAAGACCAGCAGAAGAUGGACCAGCUUCGAAAAGCUUACCAAAGGGCCGUGUGCAUACCCCUCUCAAAUGUUAACACAUUAUGGCGAGAAUAUGACCAAUUCGAAAAGGGCUUGAAUCCCACCACCGGCCGCAAGUAUCUCAACGAACGUUCACCGGCGUAUAUGACUGCCAAGAGUGCCAACACCGCUCUUGAGAACAUCACGAGAAACCUGGUCCGAACAACUCUGCCUAGACUUCCCCCGGCCCCAGGGUUCGAGGGGGAUGUCGAAUUUGCGGAACAGGUUGACCUUUGGAAACGCUGGGUCAAGUGGGAGAAAGAAGACCCUCUGGAUUUGGCAACCGACGACCCAGAACUGUUGAAAAAGCGUAUCCUCUACGCAUAUAAACAAGCCAUCAUGGCUCUUCGAUUUUGGCCUGAAAUCUGGGUCGAUGCUGCGGAAUGGUGCUUUGAUAACAGUAUUUUGGUUAAUGGCAAGGACGCUGGCUUGGAGUUCCUCACGGAAGGCAUCGAGGCGAAUCCGGAGAGCGUGCUCUUGGCCUUGAAACAUGCUGAUCGCAUCGAGACCACGUUUCCCAUUGGCGAGGGUGACGAGGCCAAGAUAGAAAGGGGAAAUGCCGUCAAGGCCCCUUAUAACAAGCUUCUUGACACCCUAUAUGGACAGAUAAAGACCCUCAAGGAGAAGGAGAAAGCGGAGAUUGUCAGGCUUCGCGAGAGUGCGCCUUCUGUACCUGAGCAAGAGAUCGAAGAGGGUGAAGAUUGUGCCAAUCCAAUGCCAAGCGAACUCGAGGAGAAGAUAUCAGCCGUCGAAAAAGGAUUCGGCGCCCAGACAGACUUGCUCGCUAGGACCGUGUCGUUUGUCUGGAUCGCGCUGGCCCGGGCCAUGCGCCGCAUUCAAGGCAAAGGCCAACCUGGUUCACCAAUGGGAGGAAUGCGACAAGUCUUUUCUGAGGCUCGAAAGCGCGGUCGCUUGACGAGUGAUGUCUACGUCGCGAUCGCCCAGCUUGAGUGGACUGUUUACAAAGACCCAUCUGGAGGGAAGAUAUUUGACCGCGGCUCCAAACUUUUCCCCGAGGAUGAAAUGUUUAUGUUGGAGUACCUGAAAUAUCUUCACUCCCGAGAGGAUACAACCAAUGCCCGGGUUGUUUUCGAGACAUGUGUCAACAAGCUCACUCAAAACCCAGCCACUGUCCACAAGGCAAAACCCCUCUACUCAUACUUCCACAAGUACGAGUCCAAGUUCGGCGAGCUUUCACAGACGGCAAAGCUGGAAAAACGGAUGGCUGAGCUGUUCCCUGAGGAUCCCUCUUUGUCCCACUUUAGUGCGCGCUUUAUGUCGGACCGAUUCGAUCCAAUCGCCGCCAGGAUAAUUGUAUCCCCAGCUGCCCAGCUUCGCCCUAAAAUGGUUAUGCCUUCAAUUGAGACCACCGCGCGGGCGGGUAGCCCCAUGGUUCGUCCGCUGAACAGUCCCAAGGCGGGCUUCCUACAGGCGGUCAACUCACCGAAGCGCCCUCUGCCUGCGGAUGAUUUUGAAGACCUCAACCCACCCAAAAAGAUACAGCGCAACGACCAGCGGGAGUUCCAACGAGCAGAAUCGCCACUCAAAGGCGCCGCCGGUCGUCGGCUCGAAAACCAACGCAGGAUCCAUGGCCAAGGUCCCGCAUCCUACAACACAGCGCCUGCCCCAGCUAUCCCCCGCGAAAUCAACUUUCUUCUAAGUCAGCUUCCAGGGGCGGAGGUGUACAACUCAACUCGCCUAAGUGCGCCGCGGGUGGUUGACAUGCUUCGCGAAACCCAUGUCCCUGACUAUCAAAGCUGGAAAUCGCGACAAGACAAGGGCCUUCGGCAAAGUGGUGCUCAGAUGCCGUCGGACUUUUCCAACCCAGGAUACGGUCGAGACUCGCCCGGCCUAAGGACUGGGAGUCCCUUUGGCGGCGAUAGACGAGUUGCAUCGGCCUCUAGUACGUACCAACGUCCGGCCUCCAGGGACUCCUAUGAACCACCGCCUCCCUCUGGAUAUCAGCCACCUUCAGCGUCUUUACAGUACCCCCCUGCAGCACCAUCAUAUGACAACCAACAUACACAUGGAGCCUGGCCUACUCCGCCACAUCAGCUCCCCUACGGAGCACCACCGCCAGCACAAAACUAUGCACAGCCUCCGCCUCAACUCUAUCAAAGUUCCACAGGACAGCAACAAACUCAGCCACCAUAUGGAACCUAUAGAUACUAGCACAGGAGUAUUGUGUAACCGAAAAGUUAGAUAGUGACAGUUGCGCUGAGCAAUUUAAAAUUAAAUC
Messenger RNA from Pyricularia grisea, 3398 nucleotides. RefSeq lists its product as uncharacterized. The transcript has 4 exons. Gene Ontology annotation, biological process: mRNA 3'-end processing. Gene Ontology annotation, cellular component: nucleus. The coding region runs from base 158 to 3331 and encodes 1057 amino acids. The record is from RefSeq and is a predicted model, not a curated record. Gene Ontology annotation, molecular function: protein binding; mRNA binding. Lineage: Eukaryota; Fungi; Ascomycota; Sordariomycetes; Magnaporthales; Pyriculariaceae.